Messenger RNA from Histoplasma capsulatum G186AR, 898 nucleotides. RefSeq names its product mitochondrial import inner membrane translocase subunit TIM13. NCBI's taxonomy places the organism in Eukaryota, Fungi, Ascomycota, Eurotiomycetes, Onygenales, Ajellomycetaceae. The record is from RefSeq and is a predicted model, not a curated record. The transcript has 2 exons. Bases 30 to 383 code for a protein of 117 amino acids.
CUUUCGCCCACACUCACCCUAUCUCCAAAAUGUCCCUAUCAAACCCCUUCUCCGACAACAGCUCCUCCGCCUCUCCGCAAACCUCCGCCGACACAAAAUCUGCAAUAAUAUCCCAGGUCCAACAAGAAUCGGCCCUGAAUAACGCCCGCUCCCUCAUCGGCAAAGUAAAUGAAAACUGCUUCGAAAAAUGCGUCCCAUCCCCAGGCUCCAGCCUCUCCUCCAAGGAACAAACCUGCCUCACCGCCUGCAUGGAGAAGUACAUCCAGCUGUGGAACGCCACGAGCCGCGCCUACGGCGCACGCGUGAACCAGGAACACAAGGCCGGCUUUGCCGGUAGCUCCCCGCUCGGCGGGAGCGGGAGCGGGAGCGGCGGUAUAUUUUAGGGGCGGAGUUUAUGCGUGUGCUCCUGUUGGCAGGGAGGAUGGAAUGGAUGGUGGUUGGCAUGUGGUCAGGCUUAUGUUGUGGAGCUGGAGUUGGAUUUGGGAUUGGAUCGGACUGGGCUGGGCUGGAUCGAACUGGAUACGUACGGAUGAAGGGCAUGGAAUGAGUUUGGUAUGAUUAUUCGAUCCACGACGGCCGGUUUGUACAGAAUGUGUUGUGAGAGUUUGAUCUGGGAUGCGAUGCGAUGACUUCCAUUUUUUCUUGGAUGGGAGCGAUGGAGAUCUGUCAUCUAUCUGUAUAUCUAUAUCCCCUUGCCUUUCUUUCUUUCUUUCUUUCUUUCUUCUUUUUUUCCCUUCCCCAGUUUCUUCACGGAGGAUAUCGAUUUUGCAUGUUCUCUCUUUUCUUUCCGCUUUUUGUUUUAAAAUAAUCUUGUAUUUGUAGUUUCCUCCACUUUUUAUAUCUGUUUUAUGAUCCCCUCUUAGCCUAAACUGACGGACUAUAUGUGAAAAUACAGCCU